Aphis gossypii (cotton aphid) is the source of this 1241-nucleotide messenger RNA. RefSeq lists its product as uncharacterized. The record is from RefSeq and is a predicted model, not a curated record. Gene Ontology annotation, molecular function: protein kinase A regulatory subunit binding. Bases 258 to 1073 code for a protein of 271 amino acids. NCBI's taxonomy places the organism in Eukaryota, Metazoa, Arthropoda, Insecta, Hemiptera, Aphididae. The transcript has 5 exons. Gene Ontology annotation, cellular component: cAMP-dependent protein kinase complex.
AAUUACAUUUUUGCUGUUGUUGUCGAAUUCAAUCAUAAUAUUUCUUUUGCUACCUAAUACCUAUAUAGACAAUUGUAAUAAAUAAAAUUCAAAUCAAUUAUUAUUUAUUCAUUAUCUUCCAGUUACUAUUUGUUAGUUACGCGUUGCCUUUAGUUGUACAUAGAUAUUGAAUUACUAUUGAUGUACACAUAAUUGUAAUUUGCUUGAAGUAAAAAUAACUUGAUUAAGGAGAAUUCAACUUUACAUUCUGUAAAAUUAUGGAUUCAUCUGAAACCCUCUGGGAUACAGAUUCUACUGAUUCUAGUAAUACAGUUAUAUUGUGGACCAAUAAAACACCUAUGGUUAAGUGCACACCUUUACCAUUCUUUGAAAAUCUACAUAAAAAACGAGAUCAUUUAUAUAAAAUACCCACUGGAAUAAGUGAACACUUUUAUAAUUCGGUAAUACAAACGAGUGAAGAUUUUGUAAAUGGAGUGAUUUUAGAAUCCAAACGGGCGGUACAAUGCUAUUUAAAAAUGAAUAAAUUAGGGUUUUCAAACUCUAACUAUGACAGUGAAAAUAUAAUGAUAAAUAAGUAUAUUAUACAAGCAUGUAAAGACAGGGCAUUUUUAGAAUCCAAUCGUUUAUUAUUUUCUAACCCAAGUUGGCUCAACGAAAACGGGAUUUUUGACGACCAAGUAGCCAUAGAAAACAUUUCCAAUUAUAUAAAACAGCAUUGGAACUUGGAAAAAAAAUACUUAUACAGUGUUGAGAAGUCAUCACUGAAAAUGACUGAUGUUUCUUGUCACGGUUACAAGGCGGAAUUUUCGGUGCCUACCAAUGAGUAUCCGAUUCCUCAAGUAACGGUAAGCGUGUAUUUCACAGUAAAUGUAACGAAUUUAGUGUCACUUCCGGCGGUGUACAUAAAAUAUCAGUUAGAGACGGACAGACAUGUGUACGUGGUAGGCAGACACUCAUUCAACAAGAAACAUUUUGAGCGCCUGUUUAAAACUAAACGUGACACGUACAUGGUGAUCAACAAAUACACUGGAUGGUCGUCCGGACCAAAUCACAGCGUUGGUUUUAAUUCUUAAAAUAAAAUAAUGUUCGGUUGUUAGCCUUUUGGGCAUUCUGAACUUCAUAGUUUUUUUAUUAUUAUUAUUUUGAUUUUGUUUGAUACCUGAAAUUUAUAUUCACACAUGAAUGCUUUAUGGAUUUAUAAUAUAAUAAUAUAUUGUACAUGUGUACCAGUACGACAGCUA